AUGUCCGGCCCCGUCGCCGCCCUCGUCUUCCCCGCCGUCUCGCCCCCGCACCUCGCCGCCGCGUUGUCCGUGCUGGCCCCGACGCCGGGCCUCUUCCCUGCGCCGCCUAAGAAGAAGAACCCGGGCUACUAUGAUCCCGUCGUCCAGGCCGCCCUCGCCAAGCUCCUCCUCGUCGGCGGUCGCGUCGAAGGCAAGGUCUUUGAUGUGGAUGGCAUCAAGUGGGUGGGCGGUAUCGACGGUGGCCUCGACGGUCUUAGGGCCAGGCUUGUGGCUAUGCUCCAGGGCGUCGGCCUCGGCUUGACCAACACCCUUGAGAGCGGAUCCAAGAGCCUGUGGCUCUCGCUCGAGGGCAGGAAGCUUCAGUUGGAAGAGGAGCAAAAGGGCGAGCAGAAGCAGGAGAGCUAA
Molecule: messenger RNA, 405 nt
Organism: Parascedosporium putredinis
Lineage: Eukaryota; Fungi; Ascomycota; Sordariomycetes; Microascales; Microascaceae
Source: the annotation of a GenBank genome assembly